Mya arenaria is the source of this 675-nucleotide messenger RNA. Its product is annotated as peptidase inhibitor 15-A-like. The transcript has 5 exons. Lineage: Eukaryota; Metazoa; Mollusca; Bivalvia; Myida; Myidae. The record is from RefSeq and is a predicted model, not a curated record. Bases 1 to 675 code for a protein of 224 amino acids.
AUGGUGAAGUUGCAGCAUAUCGGAGUGACUCUAUUUAUACGAUACUGUACAUGUGUGCUUAUCAACAUCCGGCCCUUCCAAAGGGCCAUAUUACAGGCCCAUAACUACUACAGACGUGUGGAAACAGCGGCAAACAUGCAAAAUAUGGUAUGGGACAACUACCUGGCGGCGCGUGCAGCUCAGUGGAGCGAGACGUGCUAUUUCGAACAUCAAAGGCGCGGGCUUGGAGAGAACCUCGCCUACUUCACCAGCACGGGACGACCGUUGCCUCCACGGACCGUGGUACAGCGUUCCAUGGGACUCUGGGCGGCCGAGAAGCGGUUAUGGCGCUGGAGCACUUCUUGUGGAGCCGCUUGCCAUUUUACACAAUUGAUAUGGGCGUCCACAAAUCGUGUCGGCUGCUCUCUGAGCUAUUGCAACUUUCUGCGAGUUGGGGCCUCUUCAACCCAGAGGAACGCCAUGUACUUCGCCUGCUUUUACAAUCCACCUGGUAACUUUAUCGGUCAGUUCCCGUUCAUACCUGGACGAAGGUGUUCCCGUUGUGGUCGUGGACAAUCCUGCUUCCAGAGCCUCUGCUCACGUAUGUAUGUUGGGCGCCGAGGAAGGAGGUCUGUGAAGCAGACGUCACGAGAGGAGUACCUCGGCCUGCUGCGGGAGAGGCACGAAGGCGCGUGA